Messenger RNA from Nerophis lumbriciformis (worm pipefish), 1431 nucleotides. The record is from RefSeq and is a predicted model, not a curated record. Lineage: Eukaryota; Metazoa; Chordata; Actinopteri; Syngnathiformes; Syngnathidae.
GCUCGCAGCCAGAUGGUUCAGAUGGACUCAAGCAAGUCCGGCUUUGUCGGCUCCCAGGUGGAGCUGCGCUGCAUUUUCAUCAACAGCAACCCGCCGGUGAAGAUCUCGCAGGUGACCUGGCAGAAGCUUCUCAACGGCACCAAGCAAAAUGUGGCCAUUGCCAACCCAGCACUGGGCGUCUCAGUGCUGCCGCCUUUCAAGGAGCGUGUCAGCUUCAAGCAGGCUGCCGUGCGCCACCGCACUCCAUCGCUGGAAGACACCACUAUCGUCUUCUCCAAUCUGCAGCUGUACGAUGAAGCGGCGUACAUCUGCGAGUACACAACCUUCCCGGCAGGCAACCGCGAGAACAUGGUCAACCUCACCGUUUUCGCUCGCCCAAUGACUCGCAUGACCCUGACCACACCCACCAUCGUGGCCCGAUCCCAGCGCCGCAAGAUGACGGUGGCCACGUGUGUGUCGGCCAACGGCAAGCCGCCCAGUAUCAUUAGGUGGGACACCAGGCUGAAGGGAGAAGCCACCUUCCAGGAGACGCGCAACCAGAAUGGCACGGUGACCGUGCGCAGCAACUAUGUCAUCGUGCCCGGCCGAGAGACACACAAGCAGAAGCUGACCUGCAUCGUCACUUACCGCAAUGAGAGGUUCACCGACAGUGUGGUGCUCAAUGUACAGUAUGAACCCGAGGUGAAGAUCGAAGGCUUCGACGCUAACUGGUACCUGAACCGCCAAAACGUGCAGUUGACCUGCCGGGCUGAUGCCAACCCACCUGUCACCAUCUACCAGUGGAAACUCUUGAACGGCUCACUCCCGAGCAACGUCGAGAUCAAGAACAACAGCCUGUUCUUCAAGGGCCCCGUCACCUACGACCUAGCUGGCACAUACGUGUGCGACGCCACCAACGGCAUCGGCACGCGCACCGGCAUUGUUGACGUCAACAUAACUGAAUUCCCUAACAACCCACCCGGGGGCCAUGAGAUCCCGCCGGAGCAGCACACUGCAGGUGUGGCCAUCGGGGUGGCGGUAGGGGGCGUGGCCCUUUUGGGGGCCGCCGCCAUACUGCUCUUCGUGUUCCUGCGCCGCCGCCAGCGCACCUUCAAGGGCGACUACAGCACCAAGAAGCACGUGUUUGGCAACGGCUACAGCAAGGCGGGCGGCGGCGGGGGACUUUCGGCGCACCCCCCCAUGCCCAAGAACCUGCAAUACCCGGACGACUCAGAUGAUGAAAAGAAACCAACACAGACCGGAGGCGAGCGCGACUUUGACGGCGAGGCCGAGGACCUGAAGAGGCCUUACUUCACGGUGGACGAAGGCGAGAGCCGCGACUACGAUGAGCGGACUCUCGCCUUCCAGUACGACCCCGAGCCCGAGAUAGCCGACGACAUGAUCUCCCAAACCGACGGCUCGGUCAUCUCUAAGAAGGAGUGGUACGUGUAG